Messenger RNA from Neospora caninum, 1911 nucleotides. RefSeq names its product putative WW domain containing protein. The record is from RefSeq and is a predicted model, not a curated record. Gene Ontology annotation, biological process: vesicle-mediated transport. Bases 1 to 1911 code for a protein of 636 amino acids. Lineage: Eukaryota; Apicomplexa; Conoidasida; Eucoccidiorida; Sarcocystidae. Gene Ontology annotation, cellular component: Golgi apparatus. The transcript has a single exon. Gene Ontology annotation, molecular function: small GTPase binding.
AUGACGUCUCAGGGCUCCUCCGUGGACGCCUCGCUGGGGCUUUCCCCCGCGGCGCUGUCUCCACUGCCCCCAGACUGGUACGAGUACCGCGACCCGCGCGGCGUCCCCUACUACCACAACCCGCGCCUGAACGUCACGCAGUGGGAACGGCCGACUGCCGCGCCUCCGACCGCCGCGCCCGCGCCUCCGACCGUGUCUCUGGAGCCCCAGGCGUCUCCCGCUGGGGCGGGGCCGAGCACCGUGGACCUCUCGGCGGGGCGCGCCGCGCCGCGCAGCGUGCACCAGGGCGGCUUCUUGUCUCUCAGCGACACAGGCCUCGAACCCCAGUCGCGUGUAUGUACAGACCCAGGAAAGACACGCGGCGCGCUCCUCGACGGGGCUGUAGGUCUCGCCUCGGGCGCUCGCGGGCCAAGCCUCACGGCGCCUGCCGGAGACGGUGGCCCCCGACAGGCUGGGGUGUGGAGUCUUUGUGGGUGUUGCGAAGGCGCGCGGGCUGCCCUGCAUCGUCUCUUUGACGUCACAACUGACGACAUUCUCACGCGUCUCAAGCUCGCGCUUCUCCCCUGGAAAACGCAGGACGUCUGCACGAACCCAGCGUCAGCUCCGGCCGCUGGCGAGAACGCGGAGCCGGCCGACAAGGACUCCUUCGCGUCUUCGACUUCCACUCUGGCCGCACUCUCCCCCCUAACUGCGCGCCCGUCGCUCGUCUUUUUGAACUCGCCGGACGCGUACGGUCCCUUUUGGUGCGCGACUACGCUCGUCCUCCUGUGCUUCGCGUCCAGCAACUUGCCUUUGCUCCUCUGGCCGUCGCGCUUUGCUGCGGCGGGUCUCGCGGCGGAUGUUCGGCACUUGACGCAGGCUGCCGGGUCGGUCUAUGCCGCGCUCUUCGCGCCGCCACUCCUCGUGUGGCUGGGCCUUCUGUGGGAGAGGCACAGACGCGGGAGCGGCGGAGGUUCGGAGACGCACGCUGGCGCGUCUCCUUUCGCAGAUCCGCGCUUCGAUCAGCUUUUCUGCCUCCAAGGCUACGCCCUCGUGCCUCUCUGCGCAGGAUCCGCCUGUCUGCUCCUUCUCGGGCUGCUGCCCCAGCACGGCUCAGUCGUCGCGCUGCGGUGGACCUCAGCGGGCGCUGCGGGUGCUUCCGCCUCGCGGUUUCUGUACGUACACCUGAAGCCGCUCUUGGCGGCCGAGCGGCGGCGCGCGCGAGUCGCAGCGGUCGCGGGACUGCUCGCCUCCGUGAUUCUGCUGCUCUUUGUGCUGCUGAGUUUCGCAGGCUCCUCAGAGCCGCCCACAGGCUCGCGCGAGGUCGAGGCGGCAGGAGACAGAUCCUGGAACGGAGACGGAGACGCCGGAGGCACGGCCCCUGCGGCGAGCACUGCGGACGAAGAAGCAAGAGACGCAGAACGAGAAGAAAAAGAAGGAAGAGAAGAAAAAGAAGGAAGAGAAGAAAAAGAAGGAAGAGAAGGAAGAGAAGAAAGAGAAGAAAAAGAAGGAAGAGAAGAAAAAGAAGGAAGAGAAGGAAGAGAGGGGGAGACGGAGCAGGGCGAAGGGGAAGAAGAGAACGGGGAGGAGGGUGCGCGGGGCGAGAGACGAGGCCGAAGCGCAGGACGGAAGAGACAGAGCGAGGCGCGAGACGCGAGAGAGACCGACGCGCAACUCCCAGGAGAGGCGGAAGAGACAGAGACACUCGGAAAGCAGGGACGAACAGGGGAGAUGGAAGUCGAGACGGAAGAGAAAGAAGAAGAGAGUGUGCACAGGGAGAAACGUGUGCGCGGAGAAGGAAGGGAGAGAGGACACACCGGAAAGGAGGCUAAAAGCGAAGAGAGCGUUCAAGUCGAGGAAGGGUCGGAGGCGAAACGGCCAGAAGCGCAGAGGGAAAAUACAGACAGUGAGGGGAAGGAAGACCCCGAAUGA